CGAAGUGGAAAGAAUAAUUUUUGUCGGCUAAUAUAUUAUAUUAUUCAUUUGCAGCUGUAAUUAGAAUAAAGACAAAAUGCUAACAAAAUUUGAGACCAAGUCUGCAAGAGUGAAGGGUUUAUCCUUUCACCCAAAGAGACCAUGGGUUUUGGCUAGUUUACACAAUGGUGUCAUUCAAUUAUGGGAUUAUCGAAUGUGUACACUAAUUGAUAAAUUUGAUGAACAUGAUGGACCAGUCCGAGGAAUUUGUUUUCAUCAACAACAACCUUUGUUUGUGUCUGGAGGUGAUGAUUACAAAAUAAAGGUAUGGAACUAUAAGCAAAGAAGAUGUUUGUUCACAUUAUUAGGCCAUUUGGAUUACAUCAGAACGACAGUGUUUCAUCAUGAAUAUCCAUGGAUUCUCAGUUCAUCAGAUGAUCAAACAUUAAGAAUAUGGAAUUGGCAGUCAAGGAAUUGUAUCAGUGUAUUAACAGGACACAGUCAUUAUGUUAUGUGUGCAAUGUUUCAUCAAUCAGAAGAUUUGGUAGUUUCAGCAUCAUUAGAUCAAACUGUGAGAGUCUGGGAUAUAUCAGGAUUAAGAAAGAAGAAUGUAGCACCAGGACCUGGUGGUUUAGAAGAAAGAUUACGUGGUAGUGGUCAAACAGAUUUAUUUGGUACCUCUGAUGCUAUUGUUAAACAUGUUCUGGAAGGACAUGAUAGAGGAGUCAAUUGGGCUGCAUUCCAUCCUACUCUACCAUUAAUAGUAUCUGGUGCUGAUGAUAGACAGAUUAAACUUUGGAGAAUGAAUGAAUCUAAAGCGUGGGAGGUAGAUACAUGUAGAGGACAUUAUAAUAAUGUAUCAUGUGUUUUAUUUCAUCCCAGACAAGAUCUAAUACUCAGUAAUUCAGAAGAUAAGAGUAUCAGAGUCUGGGAUAUGAGCAAAAGAACUGGUGUACAAACAUUCCGACGUGAACAUGAUAGAUUUUGGGUUAUGGCUGCUCAUCCAACACUUAAUCUUUUUGCUGCAGGACAUGAUAAUGGUAUGAUAAUAUUUAAGUUAGAAAGAGAAAGACCAGCAAGUGCUGUACAUAAUAAUAUACUGUAUUAUGUUAAAGAAAAAUAUCUUCGUAGACUAGACUUCAAUACAUCUAAAGAUGCUCCAGUCAUGCAGUUGAGGAGUGGAUCAAGAAGUCCAGUAUAUAGUAUGUCCUAUAAUCCUGCAGAAAACGCAGUUCUUUUAACUACAAGAGCCAGUACAAUAGAGAAUAGUACCUAUGAUUUAUAUGCUAUACCUAAAGAUUCUGAUUCACAGAGCCCUGAUGCACCAGAAGGUAAAAGGUCAUCAGGUUUGACAGCAGUAUGGGUGGCUAGAAAUAGGUUUGCCGUUUUAGACAGAACACAUUCAAUUAUAAUCAAGAAUUUAAAGAAUGAAAUAACCAAGAAGGUACAGACACCAAAUUGUGAAGAUAUAUUCUAUGCUGGUACUGGAUGUUUAUUGUUGAAAGAAAAUGACAGUGUCACACUAUUUGAUGUUCAACAGAAAAGAACUCUAGCCAGUAUCAAGAUUUCUAAAGUAAAAUAUGUUGUUUGGAGUAGUGAUAUGUCACAUGUAGCUUUAUUUAGUAAACAUGUGAUAUCUAUCUGUAAUCGUAAAUUAGAUAAUCUAUGUACUAUACAUGAGAAUAUUCGUGUUAAGAGUGGUGCCUGGGAUGAAAGUGGUGUCUUUGUUUAUACUACCAGUAACCAUAUUAAGUAUGCUCUAACUAACGGUGAUCAUGGUAUUAUAAGGACAUUAGAUUUACCUAUCUAUAUAACACGUAUAAAGGGUAAUAGUGUCUAUUGUCUAGAUAGAGAGUGUCGACCAAGAGUUCUGAACAUUGAUCCUACAGAAUUUAAAUUUAAACUGGCUCUUGUAAAUAGAAAAUAUGAAGAGGUAUUACAUAUGGUGAGAAAUGCUAAAUUAGUAGGUCAGUCUAUCAUAUCAUACCUACAAAAGAAAGGUUAUCCUGAGGUAGCUCUACACUUUGUUAAAGAUGAGAAAACUAGAUUUGGUUUGGCACUGGAAUGUGGAAACAUUGAGAUUGCCUUGGAAGCAGCUAGAGCACUAGAUGAUCAAGCUUGUUGGGAGAAACUAGGAGAAGCUGCUUUACUUCAAGGAAAUCAUCAAAUAGUGGAGAUGGCCUACCAGAGAACUAAGAACUUUGAUAAACUAUCUUUCCUCUAUCUUAUUACUGGUAAUCUGGAGAAAAUGAGGAAAAUGAUGAAAAUUGCUGAAAUUCGUAAAGAUACCAGUGGACAUUUUCAAGCUUCUCUGUUACUAGGUGAUGUGAAUGAAAGAGUUAAAAUAUUAAGGCAAUGUGGACAAAAAUCACUAGCCUAUGUAACAGCUAAAACACAUGGUUUAGAAGAAGAAGCAGAAGAAAUACAGGAAGGUUUCGGUGAAAAUGAUAAAGUACCAGAUUUAUAUCCAAAUGCUACCCUUCAACAACCACCAGUACCUAUCAUGCAACAAGAAUCUAACUGGCCAUUAUUAACAGUAUCAAAGGGUUUCUUUGAGGGAGCUAUGGCUGCUAGAGGUGGUAAACAGAGCUCUAUGGCUGCUGUAGAAGCUGAUGAUAUGGGAGCUGGUGAAGGUUGGGGUGAAGAUGCUGAACUUGUUCUGGAUGAAGAUGGUUUUGGUAAAGGAGAAGGCUUUGAUGAUGAUGGUGUUGAAGUUGGUGAUACUGAAGGUGGUGGAUGGGAUGUUGGUGAUGAUGAUUUAGAAUUACCAGCAGAUCUGGAUGUAGGACCAGUAUCUACUGGUGAAGAUGGAUUUUUUGUACCACCAACUAAAGGUACAAGUCAAGCUCAAGUUUGGUGUAAUAAUUCACAGUUACCAGUUGAUCAUGUGUUAGCUGGAUCCUUUGAAACUGCUAUGAGACUGCUACAUGACCAGAUUGGAGUUGUGAGUUUUGAAUCCUAUCAGAAAUUAUUCCUACAUACCUACAGUAGAUCACGAACAAGUUAUAUUGGUUUACCUUCAUUACCUCCAUUCUUUGGUUAUCCACAUAGAAACUGGAAAGAAGCCGGUGCCAGAAAUGGAGCCCCCUCAGUUGGUCUCAAGUUAAAUAUGUUAGUACAGCAACUUCAAACAGCCUAUUUAUUAACUACAUCAGGAAAAUUUGCUGAUGCUGUUGACAAAUUCAGAUCUAUUUUACUGAGUGUUCCAUUAUUAGUGGUGGAAAAUAAACAAGAAAUAGCAGAGGCUCAACAAUUGAUAGAAAUAUGUAGAGAAUAUAUAGUUGGUUUAUCUAUGGAAAAUAAAAGAAAAGAGAUGCCGAAAGCCACAUUAGCUGAUCAAAAACGACUAUGUGAGAUGGCUGCUUAUUUCACCCAUUGUAAUCUCCAGCCUGUACAUUUAAUAUUAACAUUACGUACAGCUCUUAAUCUCUUCUUUAAACUCAAAAAUUAUAAAACAGCAGCUUCAUUUGCUAGAAGAUUAUUAGAAUUAGGACCAAAACCAGAUGUAGCUACUCAGACCAGGAAAAUUUUAGCAGCUUGUGAAAAGAAUGCUACAGAUGAACAUGAAUUAAAAUAUGAUCAACAUAAUCCAUUUGAUAUCUGUGCUGCUACUUAUGUUCCUAUUUACAGAGGUAAACCAGUGGUGAAAUGUCCUUUAAGUGGAGCAUGUUAUUUACCAGAGUUUAAAGGUCAAGUCUGUAGGGUGUCUGGGGUUACAGAGAUAGGUAAAGAUUGUAUUGGAUUACGUAUCAGUCCAAUACAGUUCCGGUAAAAUAUGGAAUAUAGUGCUAUUUCAAAAGACAAUUAUAUAACAAACUUGUAAAUUAUUCACAGUAUAUUUGUGAACAAUGAAUUUGUAAAAGAAAUUGUGAUUAUUUGCUAUUUGUGCAGUACAAAGUGGGUGUUAUUCAUUUCUUGGUAAAAUAUUUUGUUGUUGGCUGAAAUAUAUUUUAACUGUGUAUUAAGCUAUCAUGCUUCUGUGAUUGAUGACCAUAAUUCAUAAAGAUACACAAUAUCUUAUAAAAUAUACAUAUACAUAUACCUCACAUGUCCAACUUACUAUUUCUUAGAUAAUAAUAAUACAUGUGCUAAGCUAUUGAUUCUGCAUUAAAUAUUAUAUUAUAGAUAGUGAACCAUCUUCAGGUUACAAGUGUACAUGUUCAUGGAAACAUGACAGUGAUAUCUGUUUUCAAGCAAAUUAAAAAUUACGUGUACUCGGCAUGUAUUUAUUUUUGUAUGAAAAAAAUUCUACAGCUCUACUACUUGAAAUUGUAAUAGCAGUUCUGGUUCUCUUGUCUUGACAACUUUCAAUUUGAAUAAAUUUGUCCUCAAAACCUGUCUUUAUACAAUAACAAUAUUGUCUUGCUAUUUAUUAUCAUUUAUUGUUAAUGCAUUAUGUGAAUAAAAACACAAACCUUUU
Lottia gigantea (owl limpet) is the source of this 4399-nucleotide messenger RNA. RefSeq lists its product as hypothetical. The transcript has 31 exons. NCBI's taxonomy places the organism in Eukaryota, Metazoa, Mollusca, Gastropoda, Lottiidae. The coding region runs from base 77 to 3751 and encodes 1224 amino acids. The record is from RefSeq and is a predicted model, not a curated record. Gene Ontology annotation, biological process: endoplasmic reticulum to Golgi vesicle-mediated transport; intracellular protein transport; retrograde vesicle-mediated transport, Golgi to endoplasmic reticulum. Gene Ontology annotation, molecular function: structural molecule activity; protein binding. Gene Ontology annotation, cellular component: COPI vesicle coat.